UUGGCUUCACGUUUUGUUUAUAAAAUUUGAUUUCUUUGCUAAUAAUUUUAUGUUGUCCUGUUUCAUCGAGUUACCAGUUGACCUGGAGUUGUGAUAGCUUGAAGUAAACAAUUAUUCAACAGGCUACAAUGGCAGCUUGCGAAACCCUUCUAACUUGGCCUGAGUUCUGUAAAGAAUCCAAAGAAUUCAUCUUGUUGUCCGAAAAACUUGAUGACACCUGGAGUUGGGAAGAAAAGAAUUCAAACAUUGGCCAGUCUUAUUUGAAAUACCAACAAAAGAUUUCAGUUUCCACAACCAAUGACUUGUUACAAAUUGAAUAUCACAUUGUCUAUUCAGUAUCCUAUCAAGUGCCAAUCAUGUAUUUUCAGGCACAUUAUAGCGAUGGAAAAAUGAUAAAACUCGACGAUGCUUGGCAAAUUUUCCAUUCCAACAGAAACUCUCAGUAUUCACGGGAGGAUAUGCUAGGCAUUUUAACACAAAUGGAACAUCCUAUACUGUUUAAGCCCUAUAUGUGUUUACAUCCUUGUCGAACAGCGGAAAUUUUGGCACAAACACCGCUAAGUAAAAAUCGUUUAUUGACAUUCGUUAGUGUUAUGGGACCAUAUUUGCAACUGAAUCUGGAUAAUCGUUAUGGAAUGUUAUAUAUUUAGAGAGUGUAUGCUUGGAAUAAUUUUAGGGAUUUGCUCGCGAGUUUCUAAAAGACUCUUCUAAUUCAAUUUGUGUGUUAGUUCUGAAGAACCAUAUUGGCGGUUGACAAAGGUGGCAAUGAGUUUGAUUUCCGUCAGAGGUUUUGGAACAUUAAAUAACAUAUGCAAAGUACUAGAACAUAUACAAUCCCAUGGCAGUCGGUUGUAGGUACCGAAUUGACCCGAUGGAGUCUUUCAUCGGCAAAGACUGUCGCCUCCGUGUGUUACAUACUGCGACAACAACAACAGCUAGAACCUAUACGAAACGAAACGAAUAGAAACAAUUGUUAAUUUGUGUGAACAAAAGAAUUGUGAAGGCAUAUCAAGCAUAUUAGAACCGAACGCUCCUUCCCUCAAUAACAUAAUUCCUACUCACAUGCUACUGUAAUUUGUAUAAAAGUAAGGAGUUUGGACAAGGACCUAAAAUCUUUUGCGGCAGCACUUGGGAAGCGGACAAAGAAGCCCAGCUAUGUAAGUUUGGAUCAUCAUGAUCAAGGGCAAGAGGUUCAGGGCUACAUUCUUGGAGACCCGACGCCUCUCAAGGAAACAGCCAAGCUUAAUCGUAUUGAUCCGAAUCACUAAACCAGUGGAGGGCAAACUAACGCUUAUGGUCAGUAUAUUCAAGACUAUGGGCUUAUAGCAAUUAAGUUCAUGUGUACUUAUACAGUAAUAUUGUUGUUAUAACCACAUUGCUCGUAGAAACGAUUUCCGUCAAACUCCUAAAGAUGAAAUAUAUAUUUUAGUUAGUA
Molecule: messenger RNA, 1435 nt
Organism: Stomoxys calcitrans (stable fly)
Lineage: Eukaryota; Metazoa; Arthropoda; Insecta; Diptera; Muscidae
Gene: Atg10
Product: ubiquitin-like-conjugating enzyme ATG10
Exons: 3
Coding region: 129-650 (173 amino acids)
Biological process (GO): protein lipidation; protein modification by small protein conjugation; macroautophagy
Cellular component (GO): intracellular anatomical structure
Molecular function (GO): Atg12 transferase activity
Source: RefSeq, a predicted model, not a curated record